AUGGGGGACAAUUUGACUGAAGAGGAAAUUCUGAGGCUGCUGGAAGAAUCUGGAUCUGAAAUUGACGAUGAUGGAUUUCAAACUGAAAAUAGUUCUUCUGAAAUAGAUGGUAAUUAUAAUGGGUCGCUUUGGGCCAAUUGGUCUGCUGUGAAGCUACAUGAGAUGUAUCAGUUUUUUGGUAUAAUUAUUCACAUGUGCCUUGUACACAAACCAAAUAUUACGGACUAUUGGAGCAAUGACCUAAUGCUAGAUUCCUCCUUACCUGCAAAAAUCAUGAAAAGAGACAGACUUAGGUCAAUUUACUUUAUGCUUCACGUAAAUAACAACGACAAUUAUGUACGAAGGGGUCAACCAAACCAUGAUCCUAUACACAAAAUCCGACCUUUUUUUGAUAACUUUGUACUGAAAAGCAAGAACAGUUUUUCUCCUGGCGAGAAUCUCACAGUUGAUGAAGGUUUAUGUCCAUUCAGAGGGAGAAUUCGAUUUCGAGUAUAUAUCAAGAACAAACCGAGCAGGUAUGGUAUAAAAUUUUUCAUUCUAAGUGAUUCAGCAACAGGAUAUGUUUUGAACUGUGAAGUGUACACCGGUGCAGGUGAAAAAGACAACAGUGCAGAUUCAGUGGUGCUACGUUUGUGCAACAGUUAUCUAAGUAAGGGUCAUACAUUGUACAUGGACCGCUUUUAUACUUCUGUAAAAUUAUUUGAAAAGUUGUUUGAUGAGGGCACAUCUGCUGUUGGCACAGUAAUGAGAAACAGAAGAGGCAUACCACAGGAAUUCAAACAGAAUAAACUAAGAAGAGGUGAAAUCGUAUUCAAGAGAAAAAAUUCCGUGCUAGCACUUCACUGGAAAGAUACUAGGGAUGUGUUUGCCCUUUCUACCAAACAUAGAAUGACAAGUAGUGUUACUAAGACAAAAUCCAAGGCUGGAAUGGUAGAAAAACUGAAGCCUGAUCUCAUACUUGAUUAUAAUAAAAAUAAAACUGGUGUUGAUCAUGGAGAUCAGCUGGUGACCUACUAUUAUUUUCAACGACGAACAAUGAAAUGGUGGAAAAAGGAAGAACAACCAUCCACAGCACCAAGACUUCAGCAUCCUCCAGCACCAGCAUCACAAUCUCCACAGCAGAGGCAGCAACUGGCUGAUGAAGACCGACAACAAGACCAUACAAGCCUGACUGGCCACCAAGUGCAUUUCCCUGCCCUAUUCCAGGAAAAAGCUCCAUUUCCACAACGGCAGCUGAUGUAG
Messenger RNA from Schistocerca piceifrons (Central American locust), 1242 nucleotides. RefSeq names its product piggyBac transposable element-derived protein 4-like. Lineage: Eukaryota; Metazoa; Arthropoda; Insecta; Orthoptera; Acrididae. The coding region runs from base 1 to 1242 and encodes 413 amino acids. The record is from RefSeq and is a predicted model, not a curated record. The transcript has 3 exons.